UAAUUGGAUGAGUGAGAGUCCCAUGAUUUUCCCUACAUUAUAUUGUGUACUUGAAUAGUAAUAAUUGCGUUUUCACUGGGGAUUCUUCUUAGUGCGUCACUGCUCGAGGGAGUAUGAGCCGUGAGGAGUGAGGAGUGAGGAAGCAGAGAUAGAUAUCCUUUCUCUUCUCUGCCUCUUAUGUCACUUCUUUACAUUCCAUAAUCUUAUCCCUCUCUGACCCAGAGUUUCCUAGUCCCCACGAUCGUUUUUAGUAGAUUAUAAGAUCUGUUCACUUCAAAAGCGAGAAGAAAAGUUUGUUCGUAUCUGGGUUUUCUCUGUUGUUAUAUAUAUAGACUUGAAGGAAGGGAAUCCAUGGAUAUAGACAGUACUGUCGCUUCUGCUCCUAAAGUUUCUUCUUCUGAUUUGCCUGUUAAGAGGCCGAGAGAAGGAGAAGGAGAAGUUGAAGCUUUGAUUGAUAAUAAAGAGAACGGUGUCUCUGUUUCGUCUGUAUCUGUUGAGAUGGAGAAUAGGAAAGAGCCCAAUUGCAUAUCUUCUGUUAUCCCUGGGUGGUUUUCUGAAAUUAGCCCAAUGUGGCCUGGAGAAGCACACUCGCUGAAGGUAGAAAAGAUCUUAUUUCAGGGAAAAUCUGAUUACCAAAAUGUAAUGGUAUUUCAGUCGUCCACUUAUGGGAAGGUUCUUGUCUUGGAUGGGGUGAUUCAGCUUACAGAGAGGGAUGAAUGUGCAUAUCAAGAAAUGAUUACUCACCUUCCUCUUUGUUCUAUUCAGAACCCGAAGAAGGUGCUGGUUAUCGGUGGAGGAGAUGGUGGUGUUCUACGAGAAGUAUCUCGUCAUUCUUCAGUUGAGAAGAUAGAUAUAUGUGAAAUUGAUAAAAUGGUUGUUGAUGUUUCCAAGCAAUUUUUUCCAGAUGUAGCAGUAGGCUUUGAAGAUCCCCGUGUGACCCUCCAUGUUGGUGAUGGAGUGGCAUUUUUGAAAGCAGUUCCUGAAGGUACUUAUGAUGCCGUCAUUGUGGAUUCUUCUGAUCCAAUUGGGCCUGCACAAGAGCUUUUUGAGAAGCCUUUCUUUGCGUCAGUAGCAAAAGCUCUUCGCCCAGGAGGAGUUGUGUGUACCCAGGCAGAAAGCAUAUGGCUUCACAUGCACAUCAUUGAAGAUAUCGUCUCAAACUGUCGCCAGAUAUUCAAAGGUUCCGUCAACUAUGCUUGGACGACGGUCCCUACAUACCCCAG
Molecule: messenger RNA, 1223 nt
Organism: Macadamia integrifolia
Lineage: Eukaryota; Viridiplantae; Streptophyta; Magnoliopsida; Proteales; Proteaceae
Product: spermidine synthase 1
Biological process (GO): spermidine biosynthetic process
Cellular component (GO): cytosol
Molecular function (GO): spermidine synthase activity
Source: RefSeq, a predicted model, not a curated record